AUGGUCUGUGGCCUGCUGGGCUUUGCCUCAUCUCCUGGUGUUUGGUCUCUGACUCAACCCUUAAUUCUUCCCCCUUGAUUCUGAGCUGGUACUACCUCUGGUCUCCAGUCCCCGACCCUGACUCUUGUUUAUGGGACCUGGCCUUGCAAUUCCUCCAACUCCCCCCCAGUAACUCCCAUGCCUGGUGGGGAGACCUCAGCCCAGCUGUGAUCACUAGGCCAGACCGACUACGCCCUGGUCACUUACACCAUCCUUAUACGUACUCCUGUAUCUAUGCUCAGCUCUGUCUGUCACACUCUCUUUGUAUCUUUAUAUAUCUAACUCUCAAAUUGUCCCUCUCUCUGUACGUAUCUAAUCUCUCACUCUCUUUUCAUACCUGUCUAUCACAGUGUCUCCACAGCAGUCUAGCUGAUCGCUGUCGUUCUCUUCCUGUCUGUCUGUAUCAGGCUUUCGUUAUCUCUUGAUUUAUUGUGCUCUCUCCAUAUGAUUCAUUUAUGUGUCUUGGUGUCUUCAUAUCUAUUUAUCUACAUCUCAUAGUCUCUUCAUAGCUAUCUACACAUCCUUGUAGCAUCAAUCCGUCCUUUUCACUUGCACUCUUUCAGGUUUCACUAUUCCGCCCAGUAUAGGUUUGUUUUGUUUCUUUCAAGUAAAGGUUUUUUGCUUUUAAUUGUACAUGCAAAGUGGCUGGAACAGCACGAAACAGCAAGUGGAGCGUGCGUGUGGAGCCGCGGAUUGCACGGAAAGUAGACCCGGCGUCCCUGGGCUGCGGGCACCACUUCUGCCGGGGCUGCAUCGCCCGGUGCUGGGAGGGGCUGAGCGCGGAGUUCCCCUGUCCCGAGUGCAGGGAAACCUUCCCCCGGGGGAGCCUCCAGCCCAGCCGGCAGCUGAGCAACAUCGUCCACGCGGCCAGGAUGCUGAGCCUGGAGUUAGCAAAGGAACCAGAGCUUGGCUCGGUGUGUGACCGACACAAGGAGGAGUUAAAAGUCUUCUGCCAAAAGGAUCAAACCCCCGUUUGUGUGGUUUGCCUCCUGUCCCGAGAUCACCGAGAGCACCCGGCGGUGCCCAUCGAGGAGGCGGCUGAGGAUUACAAGGACCAAAUUCGGAGCCGUUUGGAGAGUUUGAAGAAAAACAGAGAAGCGAUUCUGUCAUUUAAACUGAGUGGGGAAAAUAAAAGCCAGGAAUUGCUGAAACAGCUAGAAACUGAGAAGCAGAAGAUUGUGUCUGAAUUUCAGCAACUGCGCCAGUUUCUGGAGGAACAAGAGCGACUCCGCCUGGCCCAGUUGGAAGAGCUGAAUCAGGAAAUUGAAAAGGGGAGGGCUGAGUAUGUUGCCAAAUUAUCUGAGGAACUAUCUUCUUUCAGUUCCCUGAUCAGUGAGAUGGAGCAGAAGUGCCAGCAGCCAGUGAGGGAAUUCCUGCAGGACAUCAAAGGCACCUUGAGCAGAUGCGGGAGGGAGAAGUUUCAGAACCCAGUGGCCUUUUCUUCUGACCUGAAAUGGAGAAUCUGGGAAUCUUCUCAAAGAAACGCAUCUCUGGAGACCAUAAUGAGGACAUUCAAAGACUCACUGUUGUCUAGACAGCGGUUGGACAAAGGUAAAUUUCUCGGAUCAAAGGCGAACGUGACUCUGGAUCCAGACACGGCCCAUCCUGAGCUCAUCCUGUCCGCGGAUCGGAAAAGUGUGAGAUACGGAGACACACGGCAGGAUCUGGCCGACAACCCUGAGAGAUUUGACACCAUAUGCUGCGUGCUGGGCUCUGAGGGAUUCACCGUGGGCAGACAUUACUGGGAGGUGGGGGUGGAGGUGGGGGGAGUCUGGGGCAUGGGGGUGGCCAGAGCAUCUGUGAGGAGGAAGGGACGGAUCAGCCUUUACCCUGAGCAGGGGAUCUGGGCUGUGCAGUGCUGGGAGGAUCAGUACCGGGCUCCCACAUCCCCUGCACAGAGCAUCCGCUUCUCCCCGAGCUCAGCACCCCGCAGGAUCCGGGUUUUUCUGGACUGUGAACGGGGGCAGGUGACAUUUUUCGAUGCUGGUACCUGGGACCCGAUCUUCACUUUCUCGCCGGCCUCUUUCGCUGGGGAGAGAAUCCACCCGUUCUUCUGGGCUGGUUCUAGUGCGCGGCUCACCCUGUCCCCCUGAGGUGCCCUGUCUGUGCCCACAAAACAAGCUCCUCUAGCCCCCACCCCCCUUAUCUCUAUUACCUGGAGGACUCAGCCGGUCUCUCCUCUCCCUCCCUCCCCUGGCACAGACAGGGCUGAAGGGGGUGAUGCUCUACCCGUAGCUCUAUGGCUGUGGAGGUCUGUGUUAGGUCUAGGCUGGUUCUCUGUGCUCCUGGGAGGCCAACUCUGGGGGGGGGUGUCCCACCAAGGAAGGAAGGAGCCCCUGUGUGGGAGGGACCCAGCCAAGGGCCAGGGAGAGACCCUCAACUGGGGGAGGGGAGAGCAGGGGGAGCCCUGGCUGAAGAGGGUGGGCAGGGGCUGGAGGGGACAGACCAGAGGGCAAACCAGGCGCCAGGCGGGGAGAGGUUCCCAGGAGACCAGGGGCAGGUGUCGCAGGGGAAGCAGAGCUGAGCAGGGAGGACCCAGCUGCACAGACAACGUCCUGCCCCUUGGCUUGGGGCGCACAGAGGCUGGGGACCCGUCAGGCCCCCCAGGGUUCCCCCAAUCAGAGCCCAGGACUGGAGUCCUCUGCUCCCCUCCAGCGGCUCUUCCAGCUGCGUUAGCAGGACACUGGGUGGGGGGUUCGGACUGACGAGCUCCUAAGCGCCCGGGGGGCAGCGUUUGAGUCUCGACAACUGUUGACAACUGUGCCCACUUCCACCUUAAUUGAAUUGGCUCGUUAGCACUGAGCCCCCACUCGGUACGGCAACUCCCCUCUGUUCACGUGCUGUGUGUUUAUACCUCCCCCCUGUAUGUUCCACUCCCUGCAGCCGAUGAAGGGGGUUUAGCCCACGAAAGCUUCUGCCCAAUAAACGUGUUGGUUUCUAAGGUGCCACAAGGACUCCGCGCUGUUUUUGCUGAUACAGACUAACACGGCGACCGCUCUGAAACCUGACCAGUAGAUUACGUGGCCUCUUCUUUCAUCCCACAACUCUUCCUCACGCCGCCAUGUUCUGGAGCAGUCAAUAGGGGCACUGCAAGCCAAAUCCAGACCGCCAGACACUAUUGAACGGAGCACGAAAUCUUUUUAUUUACUUAUUAACAGCAUCGUGUGGGAAACGUUUCUGUGGAGUCUGGACCUGGGCUAUAACGUGACCAAGAAAUUUGGACCUUGACAACAAUAAUUGACCUAGUUCAGGCCUAGUUCUUCUGCACCCCUCUCCCAGCACCCCGGGCCCAUCUGAGUCUGUUUCUCCCCCAUUGCUCAGAGAAUCCCGGCCAUGGGUCCCUGCUUCCCCUCCUCCCCAGCUCUGCAGGGACGCUCAGGGCGGGGUGGGCAGGCCGCUGUGCAUUGCAAGAAGCAGGAGAUGGGGCCAGCUGCAGGAGCACAGCCCCCGGAUGGCCACAAGCUGGAGGAGCAGCACUGCUAUAAAACCCUGCUCUGCGCCGGGAUCUCCGGCUGGAGGGU
This is a messenger RNA of Mauremys mutica (yellowpond turtle), 3560 nucleotides long. Its product is annotated as E3 ubiquitin-protein ligase TRIM7-like. The transcript is spliced from 8 exons. Gene Ontology annotation, molecular function: protein binding; zinc ion binding. Bases 912 to 2132 code for a protein of 406 amino acids. The record is from RefSeq and is a predicted model, not a curated record. Lineage: Eukaryota; Metazoa; Chordata; Testudines; Geoemydidae.